AUUUCACUCACUGCCACCCAAAAUAAUACCUUUGCUUUCAGUUUCGACAUUCUCUCUCUCUCUCUCUCUCCCCCGUCCGCCAUGGACAAUAUUGGCGAAGAGUACAAACAUUACUGGGAAACCAAUAUGUUCCUCCAAACCGAAGAGCUUGACAGUUGGGGUUUGGAUGAGGCGUUUUCCGGGUACUACGAUUCGAGCUCGCCGGACGGAGCAGCUUCAUCCAUGGCCUCCAAGAAUAUUGUGUCUGAGAGGAAUAGGAGGAAGAAGCUCAAUGAAAGGCUGUUUGCACUUAGAGCAGUGGUCCCCAACAUUAGCAAGAUGGACAAGGCUUCUAUAAUCAAAGACGCCAUUGAAUAUAUCCAAGAGCUGCAUGAACAAGAAAAAAGAAUUCAAACAGAGAUAGUUGAGCUUGAAUCUGGAAAAUCAAACAAAAAUCCGGGUUCCGAUUUCGAACAAGACCUACCGGUCCUGUUGAGAUCAAAGAAGAAGAAAAUUGAUCAGAUCUACGACUCUGAAGGAUCAAGAACUUCCACAAUCGAAAUCCUCGAGCUUAGGGUUACAUACAUGGGUGAAAAAACAGUGGUAGUGAGCUUGACAUGCAGCAAAAGAACGGACACAAUGGUAAAAUUGUGCGAGGUAUUCGAAUCUUUGAAGCUCAAAAUUAUUACCGCGAAUAUUACUUCUUUCAACGGGAGGGUUUUGAAGACGGUUUUCGUUGAGGCAGACGAAGAAGAAAAAGAUGAUUUGAAGAUAAAAAUUGAAACAGCCAUUGCAGCUUUGAAUGAUCCAGAAAGCCCCAUGAGCAUAUGAUCACGAUGAAGUUCCGUUUUUCUUAUCAUCACUGCUAUUUUAGGGUUUUAUCUUUAAUUUGUUGAUCUUGUUUCGCAUGGAAAUGUCAUCCUUUCAAACUUGCCAAAACCAAAACAUGUUACUCAUCCCAUUGUCAUCACGCAUUACUUUUCCAGAUAUAAUCUUCUCAAAGACAGAAUGUUCUCCAAUAUUGUAUAGUAACCUGAAGAAGUUAUGUCUUCCACUUCAAAUA
Messenger RNA from Pyrus x bretschneideri (Chinese white pear), 1042 nucleotides. Its product is annotated as transcription factor bHLH35-like. Gene Ontology annotation, biological process: regulation of DNA-templated transcription. The coding region runs from base 82 to 810 and encodes 242 amino acids. NCBI's taxonomy places the organism in Eukaryota, Viridiplantae, Streptophyta, Magnoliopsida, Rosales, Rosaceae. Gene Ontology annotation, molecular function: protein dimerization activity; sequence-specific DNA binding; DNA-binding transcription factor activity. The record is from RefSeq and is a predicted model, not a curated record. The transcript is spliced from 5 exons. Gene Ontology annotation, cellular component: nucleus.